AAUUAGUAUUAUUUAGGUGGCUGCCUCCUGAUGAAGUCAAGCUCCUGUUCUUUCUAACAAAAAACUCAUCAACCUGCAACUACUUCAAAAGUGGAGCGGAGUACUGUUUUUUCAGUAUUCAACUUAAAAGCUCUCUGGGUCAGCAGACUAAAAUGUUUGUUUUAUAACUGCCCACUGAACUAUGAUAGUCUGUUUCCAGAUGGUGCCCUUCCUUCAACCUGCACACAAUCUCCCCUUGUUCAGAGCUAUUCAACCUCCCACUGAUCCUACUACUCCCACCCUAUUUAAGGCUACAGAGAGGAAAUCCUGAGGAGCAGAUUUUCCCCCCAGUCUCCAGCUAUUUCUUGGUGACGUAAUAUGUGGGCUGAACUUGAGUGAGCCUACGGAGAGAAGGAAUCACUAUUCAGGGGUACUGUGUAUAUAGCCUGUGUCAGCUGCAGCUGGUUACUGCACUUCUCCAUGUGGCAGACAGAGCACAGCCACAAUGCUUUCUCUGCGGGAUUAGAGACAGCCUACAGACCAGAACGUCUACUACACUACUUAAGAUUACAGAGGUGGCUUGCCAAACUCAAUUAGUACUGUAAAAAGAAGUUCGUUAUUACUGCUUGACUUCAGGAAUCCAAAACAAAAAUGCAGUUGCCAUUAAAGUCAGAGAUGAACAAACUUCUACACUGAUUUUUAAAAAUCAAGAAUAAGGGCAGCAAGUUUCUGGAUUCGCUUUAUCAACACACAAAAAGACGUCGUUGUCCAACCUCAUUUCAAAAUGAAGGCUUUUAUUUGGACUCUAGGUGUGCUACUCUUCCUUCAAAUGGGCUCUGAACAUUGCAGAGGACAGUUCAAAAUAAAAAAAAUAACCCAGAGGAGAUACCCUCGUGCCACAGAUAGCAAAGAGGAAGCAAAGAAAUGUGCAUACACAUUCCUGGUACCCGAACAAAAAAUAACAGGGCCAAUCUGUGUCAACACCAAAGGGCAAGAUGCAGGUACCAUUAAAGAUAUGAUCACCAGGAUGGAUCUUGAAAACCUGAAGGAUGUGCUCUCCAGGCAGAAGCAAGAGAUAGAUGUCCUGCAAUUGGUGGUGGAUGUAGAUGGAAACAUUGUAAAUGAGGUAAAGCUGCUGAGAAAAGAAAGCCGUAACAUGAAUUCUCGUGUUACCCAACUCUAUAUGCAACUAUUACAUGAGAUUAUCCGUAAGAGGGAUAAUUCACUUGAACUUUCCCAGUUGGAAAAUAAAAUCCUCAAUGUCACCACAGAAAUGUUGAAGAUGGCGACAAGGUACAAGGAACUAGAGGUGAAAUAUGCUUCCUUGACUGAUCUUGUGAAUAACCAGUCUGUGAUGAUCACUUUGUUGGAGGAGCAGUGCUUGAGGAUAUUUUCCCGACAAGACACCCACGUGUCUCCCCCUCUUGUCCAGGUGGUGCCACAACACAUUCCUACCAGUCAUCAGUACACUCCGGGUCUGCUAGGAGGCAAUGAGAUACAGAGGGAUCCAGGUUAUCCCAGAGACUUAAUGUCACCACCUGACCUGGCAACUUCUCCCACCAAAAGCCCUUUCAAGAUACCACCAGUAACUUUCAUCAAUGAAGGACCAUUCAAAGACUGUCAGCGAGCAAAAGAAGCUGGGCAUUCCGUCAGUGGGAUUUACAUGAUUAAGCCUGAGAACAGCCAUGGACCAAUGCAGUUAUGGUGUGAGAACAGUUUGGAUCCUGGAGGUUGGACUGUUAUUCAGAAAAGAACAGAUGGCUCUGUCAACUUCUUCAGAAACUGGGAAAAUUAUAAGAAAGGGUUUGGAAAUAUUGAUGGGGAAUAUUGGCUUGGACUGGAAAAUAUCUACAUGCUUAGCAAUCAAGAUAAUUAUAAACUGUUGAUUGAAUUAGAAGACUGGAGUGAUAAAAAGGUCUAUGCAGAAUACAGCAGCUUUCAUCUGGAACCUGAAAGUGAAUUCUACAGACUGCGCCUGGGAACUUACCAGGGCAAUGCGGGGGAUUCCAUGAUGUGGCACAAUGGCAAACAAUUCACUACGCUGGACAGAGACAAAGAUAUGUAUGCAGGAAACUGUGCCCACUUUCACAAAGGAGGCUGGUGGUACAAUGCCUGUGCACAUUCCAACCUCAAUGGAGUGUGGUACAGAGGUGGUCACUACAGAAGCAAGUACCAGGACGGAAUCUUCUGGGCUGAGUACAGAGGCGGGUCGUACUCCCUGCGAGCAGUGCGGAUGAUGGUGAAACCUAUUGACUGAGGUGGCUCCGACCUAAGUGACACACAACUCCACUUCUCAGCUUCCAAAAUGCAGGUGUCACAUGUCUCUUACUUUGCAGUUUCUACAGAUGUGAUUUUAAAAUGAAUUUUACAAAGGCAUCUAUGAAUAUGGUUUCCUCUUCCUUCAGUGUACUGCAGAAGAUUAUUUGUAUGCAUAUCCUAGUUGUUUUAAAAUUUUUAUUGACUGAAUACAGGUAAAGUUUUCUAAAAUGUAAAUAUUUGCCAUAAUAUGAAACAAAUCUUAGCUUUAUUGUAAAUCAAAAUUGAAAACAUGUUCUAGUUAACAAUUAUUUAAAAACUAUGAAACUGCUCUAGCUUGCAAUGAAAAAAUAAUUUUAAGACUUCAGCCAAGUAAUGCAUUUUAUUUAUAAAAAUAUAGACAGGAAAUUAGAGAAAUCUCUAGUUUUGCCCAUAGAAAAAUUCAUUUUUCCACUGAAUGAAAUUUCAAAUUGAA
Castor canadensis (American beaver) is the source of this 2710-nucleotide messenger RNA. It is a transcript of the gene Angptl1, whose product is annotated as angiopoietin like 1. Gene Ontology annotation, molecular function: extracellular matrix structural constituent; protein-macromolecule adaptor activity. The record is from RefSeq and is a predicted model, not a curated record. Gene Ontology annotation, cellular component: fibrinogen complex. Lineage: Eukaryota; Metazoa; Chordata; Mammalia; Rodentia; Castoridae. Gene Ontology annotation, biological process: platelet aggregation; fibrinolysis; blood coagulation.